ACAUUAAUCUAGGUAAUGAAACUCUUGUGCAGAUUCUGAGUCAAAAAUAAAUGUUUGAUGCCUGAAAAGCUAUAAAUCUUAUAUAGAAUUUAUUUUAUCUAACGAUAUGGAACUGCCACCAGAAAUUUGGCAGAGCUUGCUGACAUGCUGUCAGCAAAUUGAUGCUUAACAUUCCUUAAUUUAACCUAAUCAGUAAAUUGAUGGCAAAAACCAAAUAGACUUUGUAGCAGUCUGAUAACAGAUUGGCAGCAAAAACCGAGUAGCGAAUUUGGCAGCAGGACUUGUUCGGUUAUUCUGUUAAUCUGUCAAAUUAUGCUAGCAGAUCCUGCCGCCAGAAUGUGAAUUUAAUGCGGACAUAAAUAGACAGCAUAUCUAAAAUCGGGACAUAAGAUCAUAAGAUCAUAAGAUCAUAAGAUCAUAAGAUCAUCUUUAAGAUGUCUUUCAGACGAUUUACGUAUAAAUAUCUUUAAAACGUUUUAUGUUCCGAUUUUAGACUAUGGGUGCUUCCGAAAUGUCCAGGUUUGAGUCGAGUUAAUUCCACACACACACACAUUAUAGUAUCUGUUACAUAUACUAUAGUGGAACUAACUCAACUCGAUCCAACUCUGGGUAUUUCGGAAUUAUGUUAUCUCAUUAUGUUAUCUGGGUUCUGUCUUGUAGUGGGAUUCUGAUCGAAUUUAUUGCCUAUCUGCCCUCCCCAACAUACUGCUAAUAUUUUAUUAUGUUAAUUGUUGUAGUUUGGACUGUACUUUUGGUACAGUCUGUAUUACAUUCGAUAUAGUAUUAUAUUCGGUUCCAAACUAUCUAUUACGUAAUACUUUGAUAAAUAUAACUUUGAUAAAUAUAAAAAAGAGAUAACAGCGAUAGCUUCUUUGCUUUAUAUGUCCAAUAAAUAAACGGUACUUCAGCAGUUCACAUUCGAAUUCGUAACAUUCAAGAAACACAUAUAUACGAAGUACCGUUAUUGGUGAAAAUGUCUUUCAAUGACGUAGAAAUCAAAGUGUUGGAUGAUGAGAAGACGGCCGAAAUAUUAAAGUAUUAUCCAUUUUAUACGCGUGGUUUGAUUACAAUAGGUAAAAAAAAAUGGUGUAUGGCAUCCAGCUAUCUCUACAUCGGCGAAGAAGUGUACAACUUUGAACCUCAUCCGGACGAUACUUGCAUCGUCACUUAUCCCAGAUCAGGUACAACGUUAACACAGGAACUCGUUUGGUUGGUGGCAAACGACAUGAAUUUUGAAGAAGCGCGUAGCAAGCAUCUAUUGGACAGAUUUCCUUUUCUAGACACCACUGGAAUAAUAGAACCUGAACUGUUUGCGGGAAAAGCCGUUGACGAAGAAAAUCGGUUAGAGAACAGCGUGAAAUUCGUAGAAAAACAACCUUCCCCACGUUUCAUCAAGACUCACGUAGCGCUUGACCUAUUACCCAAGAUCGUAAACAGCGAUUGUAAGAUUAUCUAUGUUGCGCGAAAUCCCAAAGACACUGUUGUCUCCUGGUACUAUUUCCAAAAAGAAAUUGAAGUGAUAAAGUACAAAGGCAAUUUUGAGCAAUUCUGCGAUGUAUUCAUGAGCGACCGCACGAUAUAUUGCCCGUACUGGGAACACGUGAAGGAAGGUUGGGAAAAACGACACAGACCAAACACAUUGUUCAUCUUCUAUGAGGAUUUGGUAAAGGAUUUACCCGGAAACAUUCGAAAGAUUGCCACCUUCUACGGGAAAAGUUACAGUGAAGAGCAAAUCGCUAAGUUGGUAGACCAUUUGAGCAUAAAAAAGUUUCGUGAAAAUAAAAUGGUGAAUGUUCCAUCAACUGGCGCACAUAUGAAUAACAAUAUAUUCAUUCGGCGAGGCAUUGUGGGUGAUUGGAAAGCACACUUUACACCAGAAAUCGAGACAAAAUUCAACAAGUGGAUCGCUGAUAACACGAAAGAUACAGAUCUUAUAUUCCCCUGUUAGAUUUAUACGUCAUAAGGUUGUUGCAACAUAAGAAGAGUUUUUUAAGAAUUAGUUGAAAUUUGCACUAUAUAUAGAUUUAAGUAUGACCUAAUUAUUGUAACAUAAUUAUAACCAGAUUGACCACUUAAAAACUAUGAUAUUUACAAUGAAA
Messenger RNA from Odontomachus brunneus, 2099 nucleotides. RefSeq names its product sulfotransferase 1C4-like. NCBI's taxonomy places the organism in Eukaryota, Metazoa, Arthropoda, Insecta, Hymenoptera, Formicidae. The transcript has 6 exons. Gene Ontology annotation, molecular function: sulfotransferase activity. The record is from RefSeq and is a predicted model, not a curated record. Bases 974 to 1948 code for a protein of 324 amino acids. Gene Ontology annotation, biological process: sulfation. Gene Ontology annotation, cellular component: cytoplasm.